UCUCUUUCUACAGUAACGUUGAGUUGUGAGUGUUAGAAGAUGUCAGUGAUGGUGGUAGGUGUGAGGGCCGGGCGCGUAGUGUCAGCAGGAGCCAGACACAAGCACACACUCUCUGCAGAACAACAGCAGCAACCACCACAGCAAAAGAUGCAUCAGGCAGCGAGUGGAAUGACCAGUUUUCAACCAUCACACAUACCCAUGCCAGCAAACGUAGAGGAGCUUCAGGCGUCGGAAAAGGCACGUUUCUCUCCUCGUCGCAACAGAGAUGUUUCUUCACAGUUGAACCAAGUGGGCAGCUUGUUUAGCUCAGGGUUCAUGGGCAACCAAGGGUCACAGAGUGCCUACAACCGUGGAACACUGCCUGUUGACUCUCACGUUGAUGUUUAUGAUGCACGCAUCACAGUUUCUUUGUCUUCGGUGAUGCAAGCAAAUGUCCCCAAGCCUUAUGGAAUUUCAGGGAAGGCCCCAGUUCAUCUAAACAUGCUUGGUGGUCAGUGGGCCCAGGAUGACAAGUAUGUCUCUGGUGACCUCCUCGACCACCACCACUCUACCAUCAUCUUGAAGAAAAACCCAGGCAAUGGAGUAGAUAUGACGGGGUUGAUAAAGAGUUUAGGCAUCAACAUAGGAAGGGUGACCGAGGGAGCUGCUGCUGCUGUGGGUUGUGAAACUUCGGCCUCCAUAGCAACUGCACCAGAGGAAGCUCUUGGCGAGGUUGCAGCCACAGAAAGUCUUCAACGGGGAGACGUGGCAGAGGCUUGUAGAAGUGCCGUAGAUUUGAACACUGUGAGAGCAGCAGGGGCUGCCACAUUUGUAGUGGCAUAUGCUGUGCAUAAGGUGUUUGCUCCAGCACGUAUAGCUAUAACACUUACCGCCACUCCUUUUAUUGUUAGACAUCUACGAAAAAUUGGAUUUUUGAAACCACCCAAACCUAAAGCAAGUUAAGGCUUUAAAAUUAUAAAUGCUGUUAAAAGCAUUGGAAUAAUUCUUAAUAUUAAUUUUUAGAUUGAAAUGGUCAUUAUUCUGAUGAAUUAGUGGGAUAUACAAAAUAUUGGCAAAUUCUGUAGUCCUAAAAUUGUAACAGUUGUAAACCUAAUUUGCUCAAAAGAUUUGCACAUUAAAUCUAAGGCUUAUUGUCUCUUAUUCAUUAAAAUAAGCCUUCAUUACUUGAUACACAUGAUGGCUUGCAGUACUAUAUAGGGUUUGUAAUUUAUAAUUUUAUAUCAAACGUUCUCUUGAAGACAUUUAGUGCUUGGUGAUGGCUUGUAGCCUCUUGUUGCACAGACGUCCGUUGAAUGAACUUUAGUGUGUACUAAAUUGGGACCAUGUUCAGAAGUUUCUGAUGAUUUGAAUGUUUAUUGAUUGAUCUCUGCUUCUGUGGGUGAGCACAGUUGUGUAAUUUUCGCAAAGAUUUAUAAUUUAGGCAAUUUAAAUUAAAAUACUGUAAUUAUGAAUUGUUUUAUUUUGGUUACGAAUGAUUUCAGGGUUGUGCUGCAGUGUGGUUGUUUCUUUGAUGCUAUAUAAUACAUGUAAUACUGUACUAUAAUGAAUGAAUGAAAGAGAUAUUUACAGCUUGUA
Procambarus clarkii (red swamp crayfish) is the source of this 1575-nucleotide messenger RNA. The record is from RefSeq and is a predicted model, not a curated record. Lineage: Eukaryota; Metazoa; Arthropoda; Malacostraca; Decapoda; Cambaridae.